Messenger RNA from Plasmodium cynomolgi strain B, 987 nucleotides. RefSeq lists its product as hypothetical. The transcript has 3 exons. The record is from RefSeq and is a predicted model, not a curated record. The coding region runs from base 1 to 987 and encodes 328 amino acids. Lineage: Eukaryota; Apicomplexa; Aconoidasida; Haemosporida; Plasmodiidae.
AUGAGUAACGAAAGCAAGGUGAUGAACCAAUGCUUCAAUGGGAAACACAAUAUCUGCUUUAGCUUUAAGGGAAGGAGAGACGACCAAAGUGGGAGGAAAAGCCAAAAGAUCGUCCUGCACAAUUGCAUCCAGACCCUGCUAUCGGACCCCAUAGUUGUUCUAAGCGACAGCAUCGGGGUAGGCACGAGCGGAAUGGGUAACACCGCAGUAGGAUUUAACCGUAAAAGCAGCAGCGGUACUAUUGAAGUGCUCGAGAAAUAUCACAUCCUGUGUAUGUUCAGGAAUAACAGCAUCAAGUCGAUAUACAUAGACAAGAAUUACGCCUAUGUGUAUUACGAAAGCUGCAUAGAUGUUUUUUGCAUAAGGACCUACCAGUUCGUAAAAAAAAUGAACGUUGAAGUGGCAAACAACAAACAAGUGAUAUUUUUUGAAAAUCUCAUUCUCUUUAAUAAUUCCAAGAGUCUCUUUAUAUACGACAUUAAAAAUAAUUGCACGAGUUAUUUUUAUAAAAAUUUUUUAAAAAAUAUUGUNAUUUUUGAUUUCAAUGUAAAUUAUCUGUUAUGCUACAAGAACAAUUUCGGGAAAUGCCACAUUCGCGUUCUGCAAAUUAAUAUGAAUGCACAGAAAUGUGAACACGAAUUAAUUUUUUGUGUGGAUUUUUCUUCAAAAUUUAUAAGUCAUGGGAAAUUUUUGGAUGAUGAAAAAAUUAUUGUAGCAAAAAAUGGGAGGAGGUUAAUCAUUUUUGAUUUUAAAAAAGCUGUGGAUAUGUACAGAAUUAAAAAAUUAAAAAAAAAAUUUUGGAUAUUUACAAAUCGGUGGAAAAUUUGUUAUUCAUUUUGGUGGAAAAUGAAAUCUUCAUUUUUAAUUUAUCCACUUUUAUAUUUUACAAAUUGGUCCUACUUCAUACGCCACAAGAACAACAAAAUUAUUUUUUCGUCCGACCGAGGGAUUUACUUUAUUGAUUAUCCCGUUGAGGAGGGCGCCUGA